AUGGCCAGCUCUACAGUAACAGCAUCCAGACGAAGCUCAGGAUGGAAUGUUGUCUUCCUCGCCGGAAAGAGUCAGAGUUAUAGCCCUUUUGCUGGCGUUUUUAGCCCGGCUGACUGUUCAUUAUUGACAUUCCAAGAUGUUGUUCGCGAAAUGAGCCUGUGUUUUGAAUUUGACAGUAGUCGAGAUACCAGCGUCUGGGACAAUAUCGCCUUUGAAACCCUCGAUGCCGAUCUUUGCGAUGGAUCGUUUCCUUCAUUUGUGAAGGAUUUGGGUGUUUCUAUUCCCAGCCUUGAUUCACCCAGCCUCAAGCGCCCAAACAUCUUACGAUUUCGCAUUUUGCGGCAUACCCCCUGUCAAUUGCCCGACAGUGCACCAUUAGAUACUCAUCUUCUGGCCAAGUGCGCCAACUAUCUUCCCCAGCCUGUCCGGCGUCACAACCCACGAUACCUUCCACCCAAGACGGCGUCAUCAGAUACACGAUACGCCAAGAUGCCACAUCGAUCAAUCCUCAAAGGGCGUCGAGCAUCUACAUCGCCAAAACGGCCACGAUCUGGUUCAACGUCACCAAAUAAGGACCCAGUCGACCCAGAGGAUAUCGAUGUCAACGAUAUGGCUAUGCCAGCCGACGCGGACGUGGACCUCACUAUGGCAAGAAAGUACGCAAGCAAUUUCCGAACCUCAUGCCUUGAUAGCGCAGAUGCUUGUGCUGUGAGUGGAAAAGGCGCCUCAUGGUAUUACAAUUCAGAUGUUGGCCCUGCUCUUCAUGCCUGUCAUGUCGUGGAACAGAAGCAGUAUCAUCUGUAUCCCCUGGAAGACGACGACAAUGACGACGACGAGACCAUGUAUAGCACACAUCGACUAAGAGAGUUGUGGAUACGCACUUGGUCACCAGCGAAUAGUAUUCUCAUGCUGUCACACCUUCACGAGCUUUUCGACGCACGACUCUUCUCGAUCCAUCCAAAGACACACCAAAUACGCGCCUUCGUACCAUAUGAUGUUAUCACAGAAUACCAUGGUAAAAAGGCAGCUUUACCUCGGGACAUUGAUCUUUUGGCCCUGCAACAUCACUACGAUAUGUGCUGCAUUGAGAAUAUGGCCGCCAAGUUUCCAUACGUUGAAGUGACCACCACGCAAGAUAGCACCAUGACGUCUGGUACCAGGACACCAGCCAGUACGAAAACAGAUCUUCCAGCGACCCCACGCUCGGGAGAUGUAGGCUUCAUGGGCGAUCCGUCUAAGAAGCAGCGACUCACCACUCGAGAGCGUGAUCGAUCAUCUGGCGCCCAGGAUGCGGUGGAUGGAGUGACAUGGCCGCUCGAAGGAGAGGAGAACGUUGGGAAAAGGAAGCGAUCCGACAGUUUUGACUUGAACGUCAGGUAUCUACAUAAUGCACACGAUACUGAUAGUUAUGUCACACCGCUGAAUAGCCGUGGGUUUUUAGCAGAUGUUAACUGGGAACUGAAAAGGUUCAAGGCUAAUAAGCCAUACUAG
Messenger RNA from Fusarium sp. VM40, 1491 nucleotides. The record is from the annotation of a GenBank genome assembly. Lineage: Eukaryota; Fungi; Ascomycota; Sordariomycetes; Hypocreales; Nectriaceae.